UAGCGCGGCCCAGUAAGAUGACAUUCGUGAUAGUGUGAUGGUGAAUGUAAUAGUUUGAUAAUAAAUUGUGAUAGAUAAAGUUAGGUUACAAAAUGGGGGUUAAGAAAUUCGAAAACGUUCCAUAUGAAGAUGCUCUUGAUAUGACUGGCUUCGGUAAGUUUAACUACCUGAUGCUGGCACUUGUGGGUAGCAUCAUCAUGGGUAUGGCGUAUGAGAUCUUCUCCGUGUCGUUCCUGGUGACAGCGAGUGCUUGUGAGCUGGACACCGUGAGUUCGCAGCAGGCCCUCAUAGCCGGAACACCAUUAGUAGGUAUCAUAGCAUCGUCACAUUUCUGGGGCUACCUCGCAGACACCAAGGGUAGGCGGAAGAUACUAUGUUUUUCCCUGACACUGGGCUUCUGUGCUGGUUUCAUCGCCACUUUCUCACCGAACUGGAUCGUUUAUAUGCUUCUGAAGUUCGCUUCGUCUUGUGGGGUGGCGGGUACGUAUGCGCUUGCGCUCACCCUGCUCGGAGAAUGCACGCCGCACAGUCACCGGCCCAAGAUGAUCGCCUACACCACCAGCAUCUUCCUCGUCUGCACCGGCUCUAUGGCCAUUUUAACAAUACCAGUUCUACCUCUCAAGUUCUCGUAUUACAUCCCGGUUCUGAACAUCCACUUUAACUCCUGGCGGCUGCUGAACAUCAUCUACUGCAUCCCAUGUGCUUUGGGUGCACUUGGUAUGCUCAGGUCAUACGAGAGUCCUAAGUAUCUGCUCAGUGUGGGAGAAGAGGAAAAGGCCCUGGAAAUUCUGAGAGGAAUACACACUAUUAAUAACGGGAAAGACGCUGAAUUCAAGGUGAUGUCAGUAUCCUUAGACGAGGAGAGUACGAGGGAGAUCGUGGUAGGUCUUUGGGCGUCUCUCAAAUCGCAAACUACUCCGCUUCUCAAACCUCCGCUCUUGAAGAAAACUAUAUUACUGUCUUUAUUGUUCGUUAUUGUUUACUUUUGUUUAAACCCGUACAUGGUAUGGUUACCGUUCAUAUCUGAUGGCAUCAUGCGUGCUAUGGAGCGUGGAGACGAAAAUAUCACCUUCUGUCAGAUGCUGCAGACCUCACUCGAUGUUACUAAGACCAAUGUAAGUAUCAGUAUCGCCUUGUCUGGGAAUAAAAGCACAGGAAGAAAAACACUUCUUAUAUCAAUACAGUUGCUGUCAGGAGUAGCAGGUCUGCUGGUGAACUUAAGUAGUAGUUGGAUAGUGAGCAACAUUCUAUUCAUAAUCUACGUAUCAGGGGUUCUCAACUUUGGGUACCUCGCGACUUUCGUUGUGGAUGUUUUCCCUACAUAUGUCAAAGCUAUGGCGGUUUGUCUGUGCUUGAUGGUGGGCCGAGGUAGCUCAGUGUUGGGAAUCAACAUCCUCAAGGCAUUACUGAUGGACCACUGUCAGCUUUCCUUCUAUUUCUUCGCCGGACUUACCAUAGUUGGAGGUCUGCUAAGUUUCCUGCUGCCUUCAGAUUUAGAGAAAAAGAAGAAAGCAGAGCCUUGAGCUAUUUUAAGAAUUUUAUGAAAAUUAUACACUGGCUGUGAUAUUGUCAAUUAUUAUAUUUAAAAUGACGGGAAUCCAGAGGCUAUUUUUUUGAUGGAGAUAAAGAAAAAAUGUAUUUAUGUUCUAAUUUUUGUAUUUGAUAUGCGUAUUUCAAUCUCAAUAAUUUAUG
Messenger RNA from Papilio polytes (common Mormon), 1692 nucleotides. Its product is annotated as synaptic vesicle glycoprotein 2B-like. The transcript is spliced from 11 exons. The coding region runs from base 93 to 1523 and encodes 476 amino acids. Gene Ontology annotation, molecular function: transmembrane transporter activity. Lineage: Eukaryota; Metazoa; Arthropoda; Insecta; Lepidoptera; Papilionidae. Gene Ontology annotation, cellular component: membrane. Gene Ontology annotation, biological process: transmembrane transport. The record is from RefSeq and is a predicted model, not a curated record.